Messenger RNA from Gongylonema pulchrum, 585 nucleotides. NCBI's taxonomy places the organism in Eukaryota, Metazoa, Nematoda, Chromadorea, Rhabditida, Gongylonematidae. The record is from the annotation of a GenBank genome assembly.
AUGCCUUUUUCUGCGCAUCCCUUGCGCACAUCCUGGCGUUCAAUUCGAAGUAAAGUGAGAGUAUGUCGACAAACGGAAUACGAUGUUGCUCAUGCAAUAUACUAUUUGGGAUAUCCUCAAGCAGCAGUAGUCCGGCCAAGAUUCAUGACAAAUUUUUUGGAGCAGCAGUUUUAUGAAAUUCUAAUAACAUUCUUGGAUAAGCUGAUUGAGUCACCAUUUGAGGAUUUGGUGAAGAAUAAUAUUUGGGCCUGUAAAAAAUUUGGUCGUCAGCUAGCUGGUGUACUACGAGCGGUAAAUUUUGAUCAGGAGUACUGCUGGCAACUGCUCGAAAACCGCGUCCUUUACUAUUUAAUUCUAAAAAAUUACGGUAUUUCAAUGCUCUUAGCAUGGCAUACAUUUAUUAAUGCAUUGUCAGAUGCUGUCAUGGAGGGCUUCUGGCAAGCGGCAUGCACUGAUUUGCCCAGACAGCUACCUACAAUUUUUGAAGACACACCAACGAGAUGUUUCUUCCAAGCUGAGCAAACGACUCGUCAGGGAUUCCUCAGCAGGCUGCUCAAUUUAAUUGUAGGUCCAUUAGUUCGUUAA